Lotus japonicus is the source of this 2109-nucleotide messenger RNA. RefSeq lists its product as uncharacterized. Lineage: Eukaryota; Viridiplantae; Streptophyta; Magnoliopsida; Fabales; Fabaceae. Bases 581 to 1681 code for a protein of 366 amino acids. The record is from RefSeq and is a predicted model, not a curated record. The transcript has 8 exons.
UUUUCUAUUAUUCUUCUUCCGUCAUUACUGCUGAAGCCGAGGAAGGAGUGUCCAAACCGUCUCUCUGCAGUGAACUGAGAACUGAACAGAACACCCUUUUCUUCUUCUUCUUCUUCCUCGUAACCUCUCUCUCUCUCUCUUCUAUCUAGCUCUCUCUCGUCGAGUCAUGGAUUUUCCUCAUGUAUGCAACUUCCAUUUUCAUUCAUCCAUUCAAUCUCUACCUUUUUUGGUUUGAAUUCAAGAUUUUCUUGGUCACUGCAAUUUCCAUCCGGCGUUACGUCGACUCCGUUCUGAGCUCAAUUCGCUGACACAACACAACACAAACCCUUCAUUUCUUGCACUUUCUGCCAGAUCUUGUUUCUUUCAAAUUUUUGUAUCUUCUACUUCCAGUUUCUCUCUCGUUCAGUAUCCAAACGUGUUUGAAUCGAUUCAUCAGCAUAAUACUAGUUACUACCCAAUCCACUUCAGCUUGAGGGUGUUACAGACAUGUAUGUAUGCAAAACAUGUUGAGUUCAGAUUGUAGCAGGUAGUUAUUCUUCAAAUUUCACAAAGACAUGUGGUCAACCUGCUCUCAGCACCAAUGAGUAAUUUACAGAGCCCACAAGAAUUACAGUCCCCAGCUCAAGCUUCUCUAGAUUCCCAGAGUGAACAACCAAACAAUCACACAACUGAUGUCCCCGUUACUGACUCAGGUUCAGCAUCAGCAUCUGCAUCGAGCAACGAUAGCAAAAAAGUUUCGCGGCAGGAUAUUGAGCUUGUCCAAAAUUUAAUAGAAAGAUGCCUACAAUUAUAUAUGAAUAAAGAUGAAGUGGUCAAAACACUCUUGACUCGGGCAAAGAUAGACCCUGCAUUUACAACUCUGGUAUGGCAGAAGUUGGAAGAGGAGAAUGCCGAUUUCUUCCGGGCCUACUAUAUCAGGCUAAAAUUAAAAAAGCAAAUACUUCUGUUCAAUCAUUUGCUUGAGCAUCAGUAUCAUCUGAUGAAGUAUCCCUUGCCUGCAAAGGUUCCUUUUGCUCCCAUGCAGAAUGGAAUCCAUCCAAUGCCUGUCAACAACCUACCUAUGGGAUACCCAGUGCUACAACAGCAUUCCAUUCCAGCUGGUCAACCACAUCUUGACUCCAUGAAUGGUGGUAUAUCAAGUUGUCAUGUGGUUAAUGGAGUCCCUGCACCUAGCAACUUCCAUCCCAUUCGGACGAAUUCUGGGAAUGGAAUGGUGAUGAACCACAGUGCUCCUGAUAUAAAACCUGUUAUCCCACCAAACAGUGCAAUGUCAUCCUUAUCAGAAAUGCCAGUGAGUCCAGCAUCGGUAGCAUCCAGUGGCCAUUUCCCCUUCACUGGAUCAGACAUACCAGGAAUGGGGGCAGAUGCAUCUGCUCUGGAUGCCGCAUUUGCAUCUGAUUUGGCAAGCUCUGCCGGACUGCAUCUUGCACCAGAUAAUGGCACUGCUAUUCCCAGAUCCCUCGAUCAAAUACAGUGGAAUUUUAGUCUAUCUGAUCUAACAGCAGAUUUGUCAAACUUGGGAGAUCUUGGAGCUCUGGGAAACUACCCUGGUUCACCAUUUAUGCAGUCUGAUUCGGAUAUUUUGAUGGAAUCCUCGGAUCAAAAGGACAUAGUGGAUGACUUCUUUGUCAAUACAGAGCCCCACGGCUCUCAGUCAGAUGAGGAGAGAGGUCUUGAGUGAAGUUGAGGCAAGUUAUGUUUCUGAUUGUAGUCAUUAAGUUAGAUAAAUUUAGGAGUACAAAAUGCUUUGAUUACUAUUUAGAUUGCUCAGCAUGCAAGCUUACUGUUACCGAAGUGGAGGCAGCAUGAUGCAUAUCAUCAGAAUGAUGGUAAAAAAUAUCAAUUGUUAGCUUUAAUUGCAAUCUUUUGAAUUUUUUGAGAAAACUGCGAGUUGGAAAAGUUGGGCACUGUGUUUAGGAAGUAAUUGAUGCAUUUGGAUAUAUAUUGGUUCGAUCUUUGUUGUGAAGAUUGAUGUGAUGUUGUUAUAGACAUUUUGUAUUUCACUGAUGAGAACAGGUUGCACUGUUAUUCUUCAGUGCAGAAUAAUUUUACUUCGUUGAAGUAUAAUUGUAAUUUCUUCUAAGAUACAAGCAGUUUUGAUAUCAUAAA